Aspergillus nomiae NRRL 13137 is the source of this 812-nucleotide messenger RNA. RefSeq lists its product as uncharacterized. The record is from RefSeq and is a predicted model, not a curated record. Lineage: Eukaryota; Fungi; Ascomycota; Eurotiomycetes; Eurotiales; Aspergillaceae. The coding region runs from base 93 to 704 and encodes 203 amino acids. The transcript is spliced from 2 exons.
AAACAAUCACUGCCAAAUCUUUAGUCUGUCCAUUAUCACGACUCGAAGUACUCCAUCACACUUGUCCAAAGACCAAAUCCAAGACCUUUAUUAUGGCCACUCUUGACAAGAUCCACUCCGACAACAACCCUAAGCAGGGUUUCCAUCCUAGCGCUGGCAACUCCAAACCUCUCACAGACAAGGGCCAUCAACCUGGUCGCAAGGUCUCUCCUAAGGACUAUGUCCCUGAAUUCCACGCAGAGACAUACCCUCCUGGAACUGCUCCCGCUUCCAACUCUUACACUCCUAACACCUGGUCGGAGGUGGGAGGCCAGGCUCAGAAUCCCGAUUUUGAGCGAUCUCACGGGAAGGGGUCUGUAAAAACACCUGCGGAACAGAGUUUGCAGGGAGCUACCUCUCAGGAUGUGCACACCGGUCUAGGCCACCCUGGGGGCGGCCAAACGAGCGCAGAGCUUCAUCAUGACGGACAAAAACACCGGAAGAACCCCGGUGGUGGCCUCGAGAGUGUUGGAGCAAGCAGGGAGCCCCGCUUAGAGCGCGAGAUUCCCGGCUUGCGCGGACUUGAGCGUGAGGAAGCACAGAGUGGCCAGCGUGGGGAUAAGGGUGCGCUGGCUGCUGAAGAUAGGCAGCCCGACUCUGCGGAAACGCUGGACGCGGAAUGGAAGUACGAGCCUCAGACCCAGAGACAGAGAUUCAAGUCUUAGGAACACCAUUUAAUAUAAUGUCUUAUAUUAUGUACUAUAAAGUAUGAUGAGCACGGGUAUCACAGUGUUAAUUUGAGCGAAUCAAAAGCCAUAUUGGAAGUCAUCACA